Molecule: messenger RNA, 540 nt
Organism: Aspergillus aculeatinus CBS 121060
Lineage: Eukaryota; Fungi; Ascomycota; Eurotiomycetes; Eurotiales; Aspergillaceae
Exons: 1
Source: RefSeq, a predicted model, not a curated record
UGCAGGGAGCGAGACGGGUCCUGCGUGAUCACACGAAAUCCUGACUUCACCGAGUCCGUUAAUGUUUAUCCGCAUCGGCUGGAGGAGGAUGACAGAGAGUGGGAGCGGACCAUGCUGUGGGACAUUCUGGGGAUGUUUUGGACGGGCCCUAGGGUGGCAUUCUGGCGACAAGCCGCGCUUGGCUGCGGGUGCACGAAUGAAGCCGGUAAUACGAUACUUCUACACUCUGACGUCUCUGAUGCUUGGGCAAAUCUAGGGUUUGCCUUAAAACCGCUGGAGAUGAGCCAGGAUUGCAGGUCGUUGACCGUCCAGUUCUAUUGGCUCCCUGGUGAGGUUGGGCCUCAUUCGGCUCCGCUGACCUCGGCUCCGGCUUUUGGUCAGAUCGACACUGCGCGCUUUACGUUCAACAACUCUCGGACCAAUAGUUUGAUGCGAUCCGGUGAUAUCGUGGUGCUACGAACCAAGGACCCACGAAAUCUGCCCCUCCCGUCCUUCCAGCUACUGGAGAUGCAGUGGUACUUGCAUCGUGCAGCUGUACUC